Molecule: messenger RNA, 3295 nt
Organism: Phascolarctos cinereus (koala)
Lineage: Eukaryota; Metazoa; Chordata; Mammalia; Diprotodontia; Phascolarctidae
Source: RefSeq, a predicted model, not a curated record
GCAGGAUAGCGCCCUGGCCAGUGGAGGUGGUGGGUGGUGGGAAGGGGAGGUUCCGGAGUUGCUCCCAGGGCCCACCCUCAGCCACCAGAGCCACAGUCCAUCAGUCCAUUCUAAUUCCCCCCACCCCCUUCCCAAAGCCAGCGCUGCAGCGCACACGCCACUAGGAGCCACGCUUCCUGAAAAGGAGCUGCCUUAGCUCCCUCCCCCAGUCUCUUCCCCCCCCCUUCUUUUUUGUUCUCCCCCUGUACCCUCCUUCUCUCCCAACACAUCGCUAUAAACCGAGAGGACCGAGAGUCUCCAGAACAGAGCUCAGCUAGCCCAAGUCUACAGCUGCGAGGGGGCGCGCCAGCCUCGACACCUAGCCAUCUGCCUGCGGACCCAGGAAUCCUGGAGCCUGCAGAGCUCUGGAGCACCCAGUCCAGCCCAGGAGCCCCUAGAGCACCAUUUCCUCGGGGACAAGACUGGCCCGCAAGUUCAGGCAAGUGCGUCGGAUCUUUGCUGACUGCCUGAUCCUCUCGUCAGUCAUUCUCUCUUCCUAAGAAACAAGAUGUCUGAAUUGUAGCUCUUCUCAGACUUGGGGAAAAACAAAAGGAAUGAAACCAUGGAUCCACUAUACUCGCUGCCAGGUGAUGGGCUGGAUAGCCAUCUUCGGGGAGCAAAUUUUUCCUGUGCUUUCAAUAGCAGUGAAAAUACAACAGUGGUCAUACCACCAGGUCCUGUGUCUGCUGUUCGCACAGUAAUUAUCCCCAUCAUCUACCUCCUUGUGUGCAUGGUUGGGCUCAGUGGUAACGCACUUGUCAUUUAUGUGGUCUUGCGGUAUGCUAAGAUGAAGACCGUCACCAACAUCUAUAUCCUCAACUUGGCUGUAGCUGAUGUCCUCUUCAUGCUGGGCCUGCCCUUCAUUGCCACCCAAAAUGCCAUCUCCUAUUGGCCCUUUGGCACCUUCCUAUGCAGGCUUGUGAUGACUGUGGAUGGCAUUAACCAAUUCACCAGUAUUUUCUGUCUCACUGUCAUGAGCAUGGAUCGAUACCUGGCUGUCGUCCAUCCCAUCAAGUCCACCAAGUGGCGCCGCCCAAGGAUAGCUAGGCUUAUCAGUGCUGCUGUCUGGACCUUCUCAUUACUCAUGUCCCUUCCAGUCAUCAUAUUUGCCGAUGUCCAGGAAGAUUGGAAUACCUGCAACAUCAGCUGGCCUGAGCCGGUAAAUAUCUGGGGAGCAGUCUUCAUCAUCUACACCUCUGUCCUGGGGUUCUUUGGGCCCCUGUUGGUGAUCUGCCUCUGCUAUUUACUUAUUGUGAUCAAGGUCAAAUCGUCAGGGGUCCGGGUGGGCUCCACCCGGAGGAGGAGAUCAGAGCGAAAAGUGACCAGGAUGGUGGUCAUCAUUGUUGUCGUCUUUGUGUUUUGCUGGCUGCCAUUUUUCACCCUGAACAUUGUCAAUCUGGUUUUCAUCCUGCCUGAAGAGGCUGCCUCUGCAGGUAUAUACUUCUUUGUGGUGAUCCUCUCCUAUGCCAACAGCUGUGCCAACCCCAUCCUGUAUGGGUUCCUGUCUGACAACUUCAAGCAGAGCUUUCAGAAGGUCCUGUGCCUCCGAAAGGGCUAUGGUGUUGAAGAUGGUGACCCCACCGACCAUAAGCUGGAGAAGAGCAGCCGCCUGCAGGAGGCCAUGCUGUCCUCCAGAAAUACAGAAUUCAAUGGGCACAUGCAAACAAGCAAGGUGUAAAGGAACUCCUCCAGGAAGUGUAAAUAUGGUGGCUUGCUGGGAUGAAGAUUUUGAGAGAUCUGGAUAGGAGUUAAAAUUGGGGAAUUCUCAAUCUACAUACUUCAUUUACUACCAAGUCUAAGAACUAAGCUAAUGGGAUUAUGGGGUCCUCAUUGGAAGUGGAGGGUGGGGAAGAGACAAAACUCUUGUGAAAGCUAUUUAUUGUACAUUGCCAACCUUGUCACCGUGGUGUAUUCUAAAAUUCAUCUGAUGCUUAAAAGUUGCUCCCUCUGAAGUUUAUGUUUUCUAAAGUAUAGAUCUGGCAUGACAGCUACUAAUAGCAACCACUUCAUUGUUUUGGAAGACUUGUGAGGGGGGAUGGGGAAAAGUGAAGACUUCUCCUCAACCUUCCUUUCACAUCCAUCAUAUUCUGUGACUCUAUGACUUUUGUCAAGUCUCUGGGCCUUUGUUUCUUCCUCUGCAAAAUGAGGGGGUGGGAGUGGACUGGAUGAUCUUUAGGGCUGCUUCUACCUUUAAAUUUGAUACUGCUUUCCCAAGGAAUAGUGAUGGGAAGGGAGUUUAGUAGACAGCUCCCUCUCUACCCAAUAUCAGAUAAACCUGUGUUCAGAGCACUAGUUGGGAUGGGGGUAGACAUGGGUACAUUCAGACUUUAGCUAAGAAAUCCCUAUUCUCAUUGGGUCAUGGGUUUUGCCCACUCCAUUCUCCUCAAAAAGGGAAGGAAUCUUAGACCCACUGUUAUGGUUAAUGUGGUCAGUAGCUUUUUGUACCUUCAUGAAGAAAGGAGCCAAGCCAAGCAUUGGGUAGUCUCCCAAAGAAUCAAAUUUGGGCAUAUCUUUCCUUGAUUCUAUUUUUGGCUCCUCCCUUUUAUCCUUUGGAGAAACUAGGGAGGUGGAAAUUUAGAGACCAAGUGUGACUUGUUUCAAAAAUAACAUUUGAUGGGGAGCAGAAAUAAACAAAUCUAUGACCUUUUAAACAAUGUUCUUAAUGAAGCUGAUGGUGCUUUAGGAUGUUUGCUGAUAACUCCCAAUGGCAUAAAAUAUUGAUUAUUAUCCAGUUAACAAGCCGCUGUCACAUAGGCCCUGUGUCUGCUUCAGUUCUGUGUGUCUACAGUAGGGAUUGGAAUUAAAAAAUGAUUUAGUGAAAUGAAAGAAAAUUUGAAUUUCCCCUCACUGAGCCAGAGGAGUCCCUGUCUUUCCUUGUCAUUGACACAGCCAAAGGGAGACAAGAUGUCUAUCAUUUCAUCCUGGAUGCACUUUAAUCCUGUUUGACUGUCAGAAGCUAAGGCAGUACCUUGGGGUGGGGUGGGGAGCAGAGGGGCAUCUUCUGCAGCUGUGAAGAGGGAGGGCUACAGUGGGAUUCAAGAGCGGACCAUGCAGAACUCUCUACUCCCUAUUGCCUCUGGCUUGCUGGAUAAUUUUGAGUCACUGUUAGCAAAUACAGCUUCAGUGGAACCGCAGCCCCUGGACCAGAAGCAAAGGUGUGUGCGAGCCUCUUCCUGAGCUGGCAAUCAGUACCCAGGUCAUGUCUCCCAGCUCAGCCUAGAGAUCUUUCUCCCACUACACAAUCAAUAAAUGUUUG